Symsagittifera roscoffensis is the source of this 570-nucleotide messenger RNA. Its product is annotated as large ribosomal subunit protein eL42-like. Gene Ontology annotation, cellular component: ribosome; cytosolic large ribosomal subunit. Gene Ontology annotation, biological process: translation. The record is from RefSeq and is a predicted model, not a curated record. Lineage: Eukaryota; Metazoa; Xenacoelomorpha; Acoela; Convolutidae. The coding region runs from base 1 to 570 and encodes 189 amino acids. Gene Ontology annotation, molecular function: structural constituent of ribosome. The transcript has 3 exons.
AUGAAAGACAGGACGAAGAAAGGAAACGAACUGGACAAAUUGGGCAAGGAAUUGACCCAAACUCUAGAAGGUAGAGAUAUGUGGAGAAAGCUAUUCGAAGAACGUAACCAGAAACCGGAAAAAAAUGUUCAGAAAACUCCCGAUGAAGAUGGAAACGGAAACGGAGCUAAUAGCGGAUUGUCAUGGAGAAACAGAAGAUAUGAGAAGCACGACGUUAGGGAAAGAGUCGAUCCUUCUCUAAUGGAAGGGAUCAUCAUGGUGAACGUCCCUAAGGCCAGGAAAACUUUUUGCCCUCAAUGCAAAGUUCACCAGAGUUUCAAGGUGACCCAGUACAAGAAAGGAAAGGACUCGAUUCUGGCUCAAGGAAAGCGUCGUUACGAUCGUAAGCAGCGUGGAUUCGGUGGUCAGACGAAACCUAUUUUCAGGAAGAAGGCCAAAACUACAAAAAAGAUUGUUCUCAAGCUUCAGUGCAUGAAGUGCAAGAAGUAUAUGCAGAAACCAAUCAAGCGAUGCAAGCACUUCGAGCUUGGAGGAGACAAAAAGAAGAAGGGCCAGAUGAUCCAGUAUUAA